AAGACAUACCGGACGCUGAUUAGAGUUGGUCUUUACUCAGGCGGCGCGUACGCGCCCGCUCGAACCAAGUUGGGCGUUUGCGGCCGAGCCGUCCUCCGCGACCAGUUCCUCCUCCCCUCGCGUUCGUCCACAGAGCUCCAGCUGUUUCCGCGUCCCCGGCAACGCCCUCGAGCGUACGCGAACAGCCUUGCGAAUACCGAUCUCGCGAGCAAUAUCGCAGCCCCCUCGAAGCCGACCCCUACGUCCUACACUUCUCUCCGGCACGCUCUCGACGGCGACUCGGUAGGCCGUUAUCAUCCGCAACAACCCCCGUCUGCGUCCGCUCAGAUGGCCACCGACGGCCGUUACAUCUACCACUCCCCUGCGGACUUUCCCCCGCCCCCGCCGCAGUAUCAAUAUACGUCUUACCCACCCGGGGCGCCGUAUGAGAACGGGCAGUACGCCCAGAGCGCGUCCCGCCCGCCCGUACGCUCUCCGCCGCCUCCCCCGCAGUACAACCCUCCCCCGCCUGCACCUUAUCCUCCCCAACAGGGAUACCCACCACAAGCGUACGGUGUCCCUCCACCCCCGCAGCAGCACGCGCCUCCUCCCCAACACGCGCAACACCCACCGCCGCCCCAACAGCAAUGGUCAGGCGAGUGGUCUCAUCACAAUGCCCCGUACCCCCCGGGCCCACCGCCGCCAGGACAGCAGCAACACCAACAACAGCCGCCGCCGCCUCCAUCGUACCAUCCCCCACCACCCGCGCGUUCCGACCAGUCCCCGCAAACCGCGCACGAUGACCGGCGCUAUGCGCAGCCGCCCCCGAGACAAGAGCCCCGCAGGCACGACGAGCGGCCCCCUCCCCCGCGGCAAGAGGCUCCGCCGCCGCAAUCAGCACGCAAAACUAGGGAAAACGACCGCCCCGCCGCCUCGGCGCCGCCAGUGGCUCAGCAACCACCGCCCCCGCCGCCUCCACAGCAGCAGCAGCAGCAGGCCCCGCCCCCGGUGCAAGCGCAGCCUCCGCCUCCACCCGUGCAGGCGCCUCCUCCAUUAGCUAUGUCCCCCGUCGGGAUCGACUUUGCCAAGCUGGUGGACUCGUACCGCAUCAUCAUCGACUCGGCAAACGCGCUGUCGUACGAGGCAACUCAACCGCGCGCGGCGGCGACCGCGGAGACGAUCGAACGUAUGCGGCAGGCGGCAUCGUACGGCGCACAGGUGCUUGACGCGGCCGCAAAACGCAUCGCGCCAGAGCCUCCGCGGCCCCCCACGGCCGCGCCGCUGCCCGCAGCAGGAGCAAACGCAAACGCACCGCCAGCGGGAGAGCGGUCCCCCGAGGAGGGAGGCGACGCGCGACAGGCGGAGAAUCCGCCGGCGACAGAGGGGCAGACCUGUCUGGGCUGCAACGCGACGUCGACACCCGAAUGGCGUCGCGGGCCGAUGGGUCCGCGCACGCUGUGUAAUGCCUGCGGACUCGUGUACGCUAAACUGAUCAAGAAGCGCACAAGGGAUGGGACGGGUGGGCGUGGGCGCGGCGGCGCAGGCAAGGCGGGCGCGGGCGCGGGGCCGGGGCAAGCCAAUGCCUCCGCGGACGACGCAGGCGCGGGGUCGAGCGGCGGCGAAGGCGGCAGUGACGACGACGGCGACUCGUACGGUUCGCAGCAAGAUAGACGAAGUGAGAUUGGCGGCUAUGCAGGGGGGCGGGACUGAAGCCUGGCGGCGGCGGGGCGGACGGACGCUGCUGCCCGCGUCGAUAUUCGUGUUUGCUGUUCUCUCCCGUCGUGCUGCUCGUAUGUUUUCCUCCGGUCGCUGGUGAGCUCUCCGCGUCUCUCUCUCCCGGUCUGUGUUGUGUAUCUCCCCCUCCCCGCCUUCGUUCGUUCGCCCGGUGUCCGUUCUUGCUACCCUCUCCUUCGUGUCUUCCGUUGUGCCAUAUAUCCGUAUACAUACCGUACAUAUUGUGCCCCACACCUCCCUCCCCGAGUCCUGUCCUUUGAGCCCUAUCCUUCCCCUCCUUGCCGCCCCCCUUCCAUCCCCCGUACCCUGUGUAUCCGUCGCCGCCGUGUGUGUAAUAUCUGUUCCUUGGAUGCAGUUGAUGCAUGUAUGUCUCUC
This is a messenger RNA of Trametes versicolor FP-101664 SS1, 2088 nucleotides long. RefSeq lists its product as uncharacterized. Gene Ontology annotation, biological process: regulation of DNA-templated transcription. The transcript has 6 exons. Gene Ontology annotation, molecular function: zinc ion binding; sequence-specific DNA binding. NCBI's taxonomy places the organism in Eukaryota, Fungi, Basidiomycota, Agaricomycetes, Polyporales, Polyporaceae. The record is from RefSeq and is a predicted model, not a curated record. Bases 328 to 1689 code for a protein of 453 amino acids.